Molecule: messenger RNA, 1330 nt
Organism: Aspergillus wentii DTO 134E9
Lineage: Eukaryota; Fungi; Ascomycota; Eurotiomycetes; Eurotiales; Aspergillaceae
Product: copper chaperone CCS1
Exons: 4
Coding region: 96-839 (247 amino acids)
Biological process (GO): removal of superoxide radicals
Cellular component (GO): cytoplasm
Molecular function (GO): copper ion binding; superoxide dismutase copper chaperone activity
Source: RefSeq, a predicted model, not a curated record
GGCCACUAUGAGGGGCAGUCUAUCUUUUUAUUUAACUGCUAUACAUACCUUUCCUCGUCUCCCCAUUUGAAUCAUAAUAUUGCCAGUUCGCGACCAUGAUUGAACCGUUCCAGACGACCUUCGCGGUCCCUAUGACCUGUGAUGGCUGUGUCAAGGAUGUGUCGAGCACUCUGCUGAAGAUUGAAGGAAUUAAAAAGGUCGAAGCAAACCUCAAGGACCAGCUAGUAUUCAUCGAGGGUACUGCGCCACCUAGCUCUAUUGUGACCGCCAUCCAAGGGACAGGCCGGGAUGCCAUUCUUCGUGGAAGCGGCGCAACAAACAGCUCCGGUGUUUGCAUCUUAGAAACGCACUCGACUACCGUCUCGAACAAGAUCCGAGGGCUGGCGCGCAUGGUCCAGGUUUCUUCUAGCAUGACCCUUGUCGACUUGACAAUCAACGGACUCACCCCAGGACGAUACUGGGCUACCGUCCGUGAGGCAGGAGAUAUUUCGCAGGGUGCGAGCUCGACAGGUGGUAUCUGGGAGGCACUCAAGACUCAGGUGCUGGGAUCAGAAAAACCCAAGGAGCCUCGGGGUGUAUUUGGUUCGGUGGAUGUCGAUGAGAGUGGACGGGGGAAUGUUUUCCUUGACCGGCCGGUGGCCAUCUGGGAAAUGAUUGGACGGAGUAUGGUGCUUUCCAAGACCAAGGAAGGUCCUUUCAAGCGUGAGGAUCCGGAUACAUUGGUCGGAGUGAUUGCUCGCAGUGCAGGAGUUUGGGAUAAUGACAAGAUGGUGUGCUCUUGCUCGGGCAAGAAUGUGUGGCAGGAGCGUCAAGAGCAGGUCCUCAACGGAAUGUCCUAAGCGGUAGGGACUGCGUUGAUUUUGCUAUAUUUACUGAUGGCAGCUUGGCUGGGCCAUCACUAUACCCUAUGAUGAUGAAAAUGGAACGGAAAAAAAAAAAAAAAGGUUUACGUGUGCAUUGAUCAUAUAGAGAUGGUGUUGAUGAUACAUGAUUGAUACUUGGCUUAGCUAUGGGAGAUAUAUACUGUUUUAUUAUAUACCAAAUUGCUGUACGGAGUACUGACAGAGAAUACUCAUUCCAUUUGGAUACAAUCAGCAGGGACAUGGCACAAUCGACAUUAUUAAGAUGAAAGGGCAUACCAGGCAAAGGGCCAGUCCAGGCUACGAUAUUCCCAUGUCAACGUCUGUCCAACCAUAGAAUUGCUCCUUUGGGAAGUCCGUCUAGCUUCACGGUUUAGUCAACGUCAACCCAACAUAGGGCCUUUACGUGCAAUAUUAUGGAGCAGUAGUGUCCUUUGAUUAACUUCAUGGAUGAUCGAGAAAAGAAAUUA